GCAAAGCACUUUUAUGGCUGACACAUCCAUAAGCUGUUGCAUUACAAAAUCAAAAUAAUUUUUAUUACGUUUGUUUGUAUUAAAAAUCUUCAUUUUAACUUAAUAUUUCCUUAAACAGCUGCAAGCCCAGAACAUUCUAAAAUCCCACUUCUUUAUUAUUGGUUUUCAGUAACAAUCAGUCUCUUAGGCAGGACCCUUGGUGUGUUUGGACGUUGUAAAAGCUGCAGAUCUUCUGGCUUGUGUGUACCGAUUAACCUGGGUUUGUGACAGACAAAGGGAGGGGCAGAGACUGAGCAUGCUCUGAGAAAUCACCUAGCAACUGCUGCUCAGAAGAAGUCAGCAGCUGAGCAGCGCUCUGCAGAGCUGGCGGGCUGGCACAGUCUGCUCACUCUGCUCCCAGAGUGGCUCCAAGGCCCAGCUGCAUCAUGUUGGACCUGUGGACCAGCGUGAGUCUCUUGGAGUAGAAAAACUGGAAGCACACGCUCUGAGAGUUUGAUAACGCUUGGAUUAAGUGGUUUGGAGGAUCCUCCAGAUUUUUCUACAAAAACAGGCUUUAUGGGACACAAACACGAUCUUUAGAAAUUCUACUAUUGCAUGGCCGGAUUACUCGUUCCACCUUAUGGUGUGAUGGAAAGCACCUGUGGCUCAGACAGAAUCCCUGAUAAGGAAAACAUCCCCUUUGUUCCACUUUCCAAACAUCCAAAUAAAAAGUCUCUCAUUGAGAGUCCAGCCAAACCUCAGCCUAAAUGCAUGUCUCAGACUCUGUCAGAGAAGAUCCUACAUGCCGGGAAGAUUCUGCGGAACGCCAUCCUCUCCAAGGCACCUCACAUGAUCCGAGACAGAAAGUUCCACCUGAAGACAUACAGGCAAUGCUGUGUGGGGACUGAGUUGGUGGACUGGUUGAUGCAGCAAAGCUCGUGCGUCCACUCCCGUCCUCAGGCUGUGGGCAUGUGGCAGGUGCUGCUGGAAGAAGGUGUUCUCAAUCAUGUGGAGCAGGAGAUGAACUUCCAGGACAAGUAUCUUUUCUACCGUUUCCUUGAGGAUGAGAGGGAGGAUGCUCCUUUACCUAGCGAAGAAGAGAAGGGGGAGAGCCAGGAGGAGCUGCAGGAGGCCCUGCUUUUCCUGUCUCAGACUGGACCUGAUGCUCACCUGCGGAUGAUUCUGAGGAAACCAUCAUCUGACCGAGCAGCAGAUGACUUGGAGAUCAUUUAUGAAGAGCUGCUCAACAUCAAGGCCUUAUCUCAUCUGUCGACCACUGUAAAGAGGGAGCUGGCAGGAGUUCUUAUCUUUGAGUCCCACGCAAAGGCAGGAACUGUGUUGUUCAACCAAGGAGAUGAGGGUACAUCAUGGUACAUUAUUUUAAAGGGCUCUGUCGACGUUGUCAUCUAUGGGAAAGGUGUUGUCUGCACUCUGCAUGAAGGAGAUGACUUUGGGAAGCUGGCCCUUGUGAAUGAUGCGCCACGCGCUGCCUCCAUUGUCCUGCGAGAGGACAACUGUCAUUUCCUGAGAGUGGACAAGGAGGACUUUAACAGGAUUUUACGGGAUGUGGAGGCAAACACUGUGCGUCUUGAGGAGCACGGUCAGGAUGUCCUGGUGCUGGAAAAGACUCUGGGCAGCGCUCGAAACUCCGCCGACGGAUCCUCUGCAGUCCAUUACAAAUACAGGGUGAUGUCCGGGACGCCUGAGAAGAUUUUGGAACAUCUUCUCAAAAUGAUGCGCUUGGAUUUGCAGUUCACCGAAUCAGACUCAGCUUUAGAUGACUUUGUGCUAAUGCACUGUGUCUUCGUACCAAACAGCCAGUUGUGUCCAUUGUUGAGAGCACACUACCAUGCCCAGGCCUCUCAGGGCUCAGAGCAGGAGAAGCUGGACUACGCACUGAACAACAAACGCAGAGUCAUCUGCAUGAUCAUGAAGUGGGCUACAGUUCAUGAUGACCAGCUGCAACAGGAAGACGUGGCCUUCCUUCAGGAAUCUCUUAUUUCUGCAUCUAAUGAUGCCACGUGGCUUCCAGCCCUUGGGGAUCAGCUGACAGAACUGGAAAGAGUUGUAAAGCGCUGUGCUGAAGCUGCCAUGGCCUCCCAGAAAAAGCACAAAGUCUUCCUGCGGCAGUUCAGUUUGGGAGAAGAGAAGCCACAAAAACGCCAACCUAUCAGGGGCAGUGAUGAAAUUCUGUUCAAAGUCUACUGCUGUGACCACACGUACACCACCAUCAGAGUCCCUGUGGCCGCUUCGGUCCAAGAGGUGAUCAGUGCUGUUGCUGAUAAGCUGGGGUCGGUGGAGGAACUGAACUUGGUCCACCUGAGCUCAGCUGGAGAGAAAACCAUCUUCAAGCCAAACGAUGUGUCCGUUUUCUCCACGCUCAGUGUAAACGGACGUCUCUUUGCCUGUCGGAGGGACCAGCUGGAUUCUCUGACUCCUUUAUCUGAGCAGGGGGGUCCUUCUUCUGGGUCAUUAAGCAGCUUUGAGCUGAUGAGCUCCAAGGAUGUGGCUUACCACUUGACCUCAUACGAUUGGGAGCUUUUCCACUGUGUACAUGAGCUGGAGCUUAUCUACCACACAUUUGGAAGGCAACACAUCAAUAAGACCAGCGUGAAUCUGGACUUAUUCCUGAGGAGGUUUAAUGAAAUUCAGUUCUGGGUGAUAACAGAGAUCUGCCUGUGUUCUCAAAUCAGCAAGAGAGUGCAGCUCCUUAAAAAGUUCAUCAAGAUUGCUGCUCACUGUAAAGAUUACAAGAAUCUAAAUGCGUUCUUUGCCAUUAUCAUGGGAUUGAGUAACCCAGCAGUGAGCAGACUGAGUCAGACCUGGGAGAAACUUCCCAGCAAAUUCAAAAAAUUUUACGGAGAAUUUGAGAACUUAAUGGAUCCAUCGAGGAACCACCGCUCAUAUCGUCUGAUUUUCUCAAAGCUGGAGCCUCCCGUCAUUCCUUUCAUGCCUCUGCUGAUCAAAGACAUGACAUUCACCCACGAGGGCAAUAAAACAUUUAUUGACAAUUUGGUCAAUUUUGAGAAAAUGCGGAUGAUAGCCAAGACGGUGAAGAUUGUGAGAUACUGCAGGAGUCAGACAUUCAGUGAAGAUGCACCACUGCCCAGCAAGCACCACCCAGAUGUUUGGACCUAUGUUCGUCAGUUCAACGUGAUUGACAACCAAAGGAUAUUAACUCAGCUGUCUCAUGGACUUGAGCCCCGCAGGUCUUGAAACCACUCAGGGACAGAAAUAUUACCCUCUAAUGCUGCUUCACAACAUGACAUGUGCUCAGAUUAUUAUGAAUUUACUCCAAUCACAUGGAGGACCUAAUGAGGCACCAGAUAAUGACAUAUUGUUUCAAAAGCUGUUGGCUGACUAUUUAAGUCUUUUAUUACUGUAAUUUGGGAUUUUCAACAACAGUAAUUGUUGCCGGAUGAAGUACCUCUCAUAUUGGGGCAACACAGAAACCAUCUCAAACUCCAGCAAACCUCGAAAAAGACAAAGAUCUUAUUGAAGGAUGGGAAUUGUGAUGUUGAGUACAUGAUGCUUGCAAAAUUCUAAAUCUCAAUGUUACUCAUUUUCAAGUGUUUUGAAUCUUUUACCAAAUAAUAUUUGUACAUAUUCUUCCUUUUUUUUUUGUGCUGUAACUGGCUUAUUAUAUUUAAGAUGACUUUUGCAAAUGGAUGACUGUAAUGAUUAUUUAUGUGAACCCAAUUCUUUUAAAAAGUAUCUAAAGUUGUUGAUUUUUUUGUAUCACAUACAAUUUUUUAGAUGUAUUAGUGUACUGGAUUAAGUUUUCUUUUUCAUGUUUUGCUUUUAUAUAAAUAUGUAUAUAUUUUUCCUUUUAUUUUUUACAUUUUUCUACACCAAGAUGAGAGGAAUUACAAUAUUUGAAACAAUAGGAGAAAAUGUAAGGAGAAAAACUAAUGUCUGUCUUGGGCAAACCUUUUCUUAAUGGAAUAACAAAAUGUGUAUUUUUUCCUCCCCUUUUGAGGAAACUUGUGUAAAAAUUAAAAUCUCAUUGUUCCUUAAACACAUAAAUAACAACAGGACCCAAUAUAUUUAUUAAAAUUUUGCUAUAAGUUUUUGUUUCCAGAAUUUGUUUAAUAUUGCCAAAAUAGUAAAUGCUACAAAUAUUGAAUUCAUCUACAUGGGUAUAGACCAGAUUGCUGUUUUGCUGAUUAAUAACUAAUUUGUAUACAAUAAAAACUGGCUAUCUUGCACA
Oryzias latipes (Japanese medaka) is the source of this 4189-nucleotide messenger RNA. RefSeq names its product Rap guanine nucleotide exchange factor 4a (gene rapgef4a). Gene Ontology annotation, cellular component: plasma membrane. Gene Ontology annotation, biological process: Ras protein signal transduction. NCBI's taxonomy places the organism in Eukaryota, Metazoa, Chordata, Actinopteri, Beloniformes, Adrianichthyidae. The record is from RefSeq and is a predicted model, not a curated record. Gene Ontology annotation, molecular function: guanyl-nucleotide exchange factor activity.